This is a messenger RNA of Orcinus orca (killer whale), 3912 nucleotides long. It is a transcript of the gene MARCHF1, whose product is annotated as membrane associated ring-CH-type finger 1. Bases 464 to 2080 code for a protein of 538 amino acids. Gene Ontology annotation, cellular component: cytoplasm; early endosome membrane; lysosome. Gene Ontology annotation, molecular function: ubiquitin protein ligase activity; zinc ion binding; MHC protein binding. The transcript has 10 exons. Lineage: Eukaryota; Metazoa; Chordata; Mammalia; Artiodactyla; Delphinidae. Gene Ontology annotation, biological process: protein polyubiquitination; immune response; antigen processing and presentation of peptide antigen via MHC class II. The record is from RefSeq and is a predicted model, not a curated record.
UGCCUGCCGCCGGCCGGCCGUCCGCCAGCCGGAGAGGAGCGCUCCGCCCGCUGCUGACAAAGGAUGGGAGGAUGCCUGCGCCCUGGGAGGCGGGCUCCGCGCAGCCGGGCGGCCGCCUGAGCGGCUUCUCCCUCCGCCGGAAAUGUACCCGCGAGGAGUUCUGAGAGAAUGUCCUCAGAUGUUCUGCUGGGAUUAAACAAGACACUGCUGUAUUUUAACUGAGCUUGGCAAAGCCAGGAUAUGAACAAUUGUGCAGGUGGGCCCCUCAGGGCGAGUGAAGAGAUAAGGCAUCCAGUCAGGGACUGGCCACCUGCAGCCCUGCCAGUAUGCCCCUCCACCAGAUUUCCGUAAUCCCCACCCGGGAGACGGCCAGCAAUGGGAGAAGUUCAAUGGGCAGAAACAAAGAGAAGAACAAGGAAGUCGAGAAUUUCAGAAAUUGAAAAGGGAUAAGAGGAAGGAGAAAAUGCUGGGCUGGUGUGAAGCGAUAGCGCGUAACCCUCGCAGGAUCCCUAACAACACGCGGACCCCCGAGGGCCCAGAGGAAUGGGCAGACGCCUCGCAAACCUCCACACUGAACGACAAAUCCCCAGGGCGAUCUGCAAGUCGAUCAAGUAAUAUUUCAAAAGCGAGCAGCCCGACCACAGGGACAGCUCCCAGGAGCCAGUCAAGGUUGUCUGUCUGUCCAUCCACUCAGGACAUCUGCAGAUCUGCCAUCUUACAUGACAUGUCAGAAGCCUCAUUUGAGCAAAGCACCCCUGUCGUGGUGCUGAGCCCUGCUAGGAAGGAGUCUGGUAAGAAAUCAGUAAAACAGAGGCCUAGGAGGAAGAGGAGGGCUGCUCUGAGGUACGAGCACACAGAAGAACAAGUGAAAGGGAGAAGAAAGGAUUUUCACCUCCAAAUCCCCAGCCACCAAUGGAGUGAGACUGACACAGAUUCUUCAGAUUCAUCGUCCACCGAUGAGAGUCACUGGAUUCAGGCAAAACGAAGAGCCCAAGUGAAAUUCCGCCUGUCUCGGAGAAGGAGAAAUAAGAAACCAAAUGGAAGCUUGGAUGAGUCUUCUGCUCCUAAUGAAAUCCAUCCAGUACAUUUAGGAUCCAAAGAUAAAAAGCACACGGAGCUGACCAAGUGUGAGAGCUACUCUUUAAAUCUCCACAGAGGAAAAGGCACAACAUACCAAGGAUGCAGUGUUUCCCUGCCAAGACGGUCCUCUGACAUUAAGAGACGGUCAGGGAAGGAUGAGGAAAGCAGAGGCAGGUACCACCACAGGGAUCCUCGGCUCUUGCACAGGCCUGGGCAAAAUGAAACAAUCAAGAGAGUGUUUUCAGAGACAGAUUCCAGCACUGAAAUGCUGGCAGUCAAAGAAGAUGGCAAGCCUGUGGAGGAUGCAGGAUUCCUUCAGAAGCCUCCUGCCACCUACCAUGAUGGGUCUGAUCAUUUAAAAGCAUGCAGGAUCUGUCACUGCGAAGGGGAUGAGGGGAGUCCACUCAUCACGCCCUGCCGCUGCACGGGCACCCUGCGCUUCGUGCACCAGGCCUGCCUCCACCAGUGGAUCAAAAGCUCCGACACGCGCUGCUGUGAGCUGUGCAAGUACGACUUCAUCAUGGAGACCAAGCUCAAGCCCCUCCGCAAGUGGGAGAAACUGCAGAUGACCAGGAGUGAGAGGAGGAAGAUAUUCUGCUCUGUCACCUUCCACGUCAUUGCCAUCACCUGCGUGGUCUGGUCUUUGUACGUGUUGAUUGAUCGGACAGCAGAGGAAAUCAAGCAAGGCAAUGAUAAUGGUGUCCUUGAAUGGCCAUUUUGGACAAAACUGGUUGUGGUGGCCAUCGGCUUCACGGGAGGUUUGGUCUUCAUGUACGUACAGUGCAAGGUCUACGUUCAGCUGUGGCGCAGGCUGAAGGCCUACAACCGUGUGAUCUUUGUGCAGAACUGCCCCGACACGGCCAAGAGGCUGGAGAAGAACUGCUCCUGCACGGUGAACACGGAUGCCAAGGACGCCGGGGCAGUAGUGCCUGCCUUACAAACGGGGACCAACGCACUGCCACCUUCAGAGGGCGGCCCCCCCGAAGUCAUACCUGUGUGAUGGGGCCAGCCGGGAGCGUGUCACUGGAGUAUCGCCUGGCCCUCAGCCACUACAAGUGACAGAAGUGAUCCUGAGUUAGUCACCCUCAUUAUCUUCUCUCUUCUUUCUGACUCAUUUGUCCUUUCUUUGCUCAAAAAGAAAGGAGAAGAAACACCAAAUGAUCAGGAUCCCAUGAAGCAGUCUCAAGUGUGAAGAGAAAAUGUGAAAAGUUGGCUGGAGAACGAUUUGUGAGACAAGGACCGCUGGAGCAAGGAAUGCUUUCAGGCAAUGAGGAAAGACUAACUGGACAGACCCAUGAGUCUUCACAGUAACAGGGCAAGGUCAAGAAUACAGACUUGAAUUGCAACAUGUCUUUCUUCUAGGGCCUUGUAAUGUUAACUCUCUCAUCUGGAAAUGACAAACACAUUUGGUUUUAAGCUUGAAAUUAUCUGCAUUAUCCCUAAGGCACAUCAGAAGCAAACUCAGAAGAUGCAUAUUUUGAUAUUCAUACUUUGACAGCUAACAGGUUUUAUGGCUAUAGUGGAGUCCAGUUGUUUUGACAGAUGCAUGUUUUUAAAAUAGAUGCAAUACACAUUUCAAGAUAUUAAUACUUGGAAUUAUGUUUAAAUCAUGAUUUUCAGAGAUUUUUGGGUUUAAUUAGCUCUGUUAAAUACCCACAGAAGCCUUGUAUACUCCACCUGGACCCUCUAAAACAGUGUUGUCCAACAGAAAUAUAAUGUGAGCCACAAAUGAAGGCCACAUAUGCCCCAUUAGAAAAAGUAAAAAUAGGUGAAAUGAAUUUUGAUAAUAUAUAUUAUUUAACACUAUAUAUACCCAAGUUAUCAUUUCAAUGUCAUCAAUAUAAAAAAAGUAUUGAGUUAUUUUACAGCUCUUUUUAUGAACCAAGUCUUCAAAAUCCAGUAUGUUUACAGCAUAGCUCAAUUUGAAUUAAACUUAUUGGCUAGUGCAGCCCUAAAAUUAGAGACAAAGCCUCUGCUUCAUUUAACAAUUGAAUCUUUCAAAACAGCAGCUUAAUUCACUUUUAUUCAAAGUAUCACAAAUACUAUUUUACAAAGCACUAAAUUAAUCAAAUUAAAUAUCUUGGUUAAGAGUUAGGUGAAGUUACCACUAAAUUAAUCAAAUUAAAUAUCUUGGUUAAGAGUUAGGUGAAGUUACCAUUUCUCUAAAGGGUGAAAAAACAAAACUACAAAGCAAUCUGCCUGUGGUAAGUUCUGAAAUUAACUUAUUUGCUACUAUGAAGCACUUAUAAUAGGGAAAAUAAUUUACAAACAUACCUUUUUUUUUAUGAGGUGUCAACUUGACAGAUGAGUAGUUAUGACCAAGCAUUAGACUGUAUUUUAAAAAGCUGACAGUAUUUCCCUUGCUCAGCUGGGAGGCAAAAAUAUUCAACAGAUUCUGUGCUAAGUAAUAAAUUGAAUUGUUUAGGUUUGACAGUUGAUUAUUGUAUUCUUUGCAUAUUCAUGUAAAACUGAAAUGUGAAUGACAUAGCAGUGAGCUAGAUUAAUGAUUAUAAAUAUAGUGUGGCCUGUUAAAGAGAGAUGUCUUACAUAAAAUGAGGUGAUUUAUUUUUGCUAGCUGUCGUAUUUAUUAUUGUGAAAAGGCAACCGUGAUGGCCAUAGAACCAAAGCAUGGGUAUCGUAUUGCACAAAUCUGGGUAUCACAUUGAUGCACUUUGUAAUUGUCAGUGGGCUUUUUCAAAACUCACACAUUACCAUAGGGAAAGAAAAGAGAAAUAACCUUUUACUGAAGAGAAGUCUGAUUCGAUAUGAGUAGUGGCUGACACUGAGUCCAAAUAGUCCCAGUUCCUAGAAGUAAAGCAAAGGUCAACAGUA